AUGUCAUUGACAUCAGUACAACAUGCAGUUGUUAAGUCAGUUCUUUCCGGUGAUACACUUGUCAUCAGACCGAUCUCCCAGUCGUCAUUGUAUGAUAAAGAACAACGGAUUUCUUUAAGUUAUAUCAAAGCACCAAAGUUAGCUCGUCCAUCGGGUGAUCCAACAAACAAAACUGGAUUGACUGUUGAUGAACCGUAUGCAUUUGAAGCGCGUGAAUAUCUUCGGAAAAAGUUAAUUGGACAAAAUAUAUGUUAUACCAUUGAUACUCAAAGACAGAAACGAAAUGAUAUCAGUGUGAAUAACAUCUCAUAUAAACGUUUAGUAACACUUGUUGAACAAGCGAAAAUGAAUAAACGAGGGCAAUAUUCUGAUGAUCUCAUUACCAAUCAUAUUCGAAACGUGAAUUGGACUUUGGAUGAUCCGAAACGAUUUCUUAAACAGCAUGAAUCAUCGCCACCUUUGGAUGCUAUUGUGGAAUUCAUACGUGAUGGAAAUACCGUUCGUUGCCUAUUGUUGCCGUCUUAUCAUCUGGUAACGAUUCAAAUAGCAGGUAUUCGAUGUCCUAUGAUAAAAAAUGAUGGCCAUUCUGAACCGUUUGCUGAACAGGCUAGAGAAUAUGUCGAGUCGCGUUUAUUACAACGUCAAGUGAAGCUUAUUGUCAGUGGUGUUAAUAAGCAAAGUUUAGUGGGAACUGUUUUGCAUACGAAUGGCAACAUUGCAUUACACCUAUUGAAAGAAGGUUUAGCUCGAUGUGCUGACUGGAGUUUGACUUUUUUAAGGUCAGAUUGGAGACAACAGUAUCGACUAGCAGAAACACUCGCCAAAGAUAACCGCUCGAAGAUUUGGCAAGAUACCAAAACAGAUCUUAGCAGUACUGAUGCAGCAGAACCCAAUGGUUUCUCAUCAGAUGAAUAUCAAGCUAAAGUGCUGGAAAUUGUAAAUGGAGAUGCUUUGAUUGUACGUGAUUUACGUGAUAAUCAAGUGAGAAAAAUCUAUCUUGCUUCUGUUCGUGCGCCACGUGCUGCUGAUUUUCACUUACCAUCGAACACAACUACUUCCCGAUUGAAAAAACCUCUGUACGAAAUUCCGUACCUAUUUCAAGCACGUGAACUACUUCGAAAACGACUGAUUGGUGAAAUUGUUCGAGUGAUAACUGAUUAUAUUCAACCAGCAAAUAACGAGUAUUCUGAACGAUUUCGUUGUACGGUCUAUAUCGACAAUGUGAAUAUCGCUGAGUCAUUGAUAUUGAGGGGUUUAGCAAAAGCCAUUAGACAUCAACAGGAUGAUAAAAAGCGCUCGUCACAUUAUGAUGAGCUGCUCAUAGCCGAACAUCGCGCGGAAAGAAAUACACUUGGACUAUUUUCAUCAUAUACCGGUCUUCAUCCAGUGACAAAUUUCAUCGGCGAUGCAAAUAAUUCAGGAGCAAGAAGUUUACUGAGCACUCUUCAACGUAGUAAUUGGAUGGAAGGUAUCGUGGAAUAUGUCGUCAGUGGCUCACGCUUUAGAAUACAUUUAUUGAAAAGUGAUUGGAUCAUUUCAUUCCUACUAUCAUCUAUUAAUUGUCCACGUUUUGAACGACAUUCAUCUCCGAAUAACGCAUCUCCAAAACAAGAAAGUGAACCAUUCGGCGCUGAGGCAUUGGCUUUUUCCGAAGAACACUUUCUACAGCGAGAUGUCUAUAUAGAUAUCGAAGGUAUUGAUCGUGGUGGUAAUUUUAUCGGCCGUUUAUUAACGACGCAGAGACAAUCAGCGGUUUUAAUGCUUGUUCAAGCUGGUCUUGCUAAAGUAUCGAGCUUAGCACGUGGAGCAGCAGAUUAUAACGAAUUGUUGCAAGCUGAAGAGAGAAGUCGCGAGGAGCAUCUCGGUAUGUGGACUAGUCGCGCAGAAUCGGUGAUCGAAGAUACUGAUAAUGAAUCAGAGAGUAACUAUUCUACCGCAAAUGAAAGUCUUUGUGAACCCAAUGGAAGCGAUGAGAACGAUUCAAGUCUUCGUCGCGGAAUCGUGUCUCACAUUUCAUCCGAUUUGAAGGUCUAUAUUCAAUAUUCCGAUCGAGCAGAAAACCUUGAACAAUUGCAGACUAUGCUACAAGUACUUUUGAAUCAGAAAGCAUUACCUGACGGAUAUAUUCCUGAAGAAGAUGACCUAUUAGCAGCGCGUUUCUCAGUUGAUAACGAAUGGUAUCGUGCGCGAGUGGAAAAGAUUGACGAGAACAACCAAAUUACUGUUUAUUUUGUUGAUUACGGCAAUCGAGAAGUAAUUACAGACUUGAAUCGUCUGACAAUAUUACCACCUGAUUAUACACAACUACCUGCUAGUGCACAUGAAUAUCAAUUCGCUUAUGUUCGAGUGCCUUCGGAUGAUGAUCAAAGAGAAAAACUUCGAAAUGCGUUAUUCAAUCUUAUCGGCAAUGAUGAAUGUUUCAUAAAAGUUGAAUAUGGUGAGAGUACUACUGAAUAUAUAUCACUGUAUCGUACAAGUACGAAAGAGAAUCUUAUCGAUACUCUUGCUGACCGAAACUUGAUUGUACGCGAUCAAGGACAUAGCUAUGAUGAGCUUCAACAAGUUCAAUCAAAUUUAAUCAUAUCCGAUACGGUCUUCGAAUAA
Messenger RNA from Adineta ricciae, 2604 nucleotides. The record is from the annotation of a GenBank genome assembly. Lineage: Eukaryota; Metazoa; Rotifera; Eurotatoria; Adinetida; Adinetidae.